This is a messenger RNA of Nothobranchius furzeri (turquoise killifish), 4794 nucleotides long. It is a transcript of the gene nr1d4a, whose product is annotated as nuclear receptor subfamily 1, group D, member 4a. Gene Ontology annotation, cellular component: nucleus. The record is from RefSeq and is a predicted model, not a curated record. Gene Ontology annotation, biological process: regulation of transcription by RNA polymerase II. Gene Ontology annotation, molecular function: zinc ion binding; nuclear receptor activity; RNA polymerase II cis-regulatory region sequence-specific DNA binding. Lineage: Eukaryota; Metazoa; Chordata; Actinopteri; Cyprinodontiformes; Nothobranchiidae.
AAACGCACGCACGCACAUGUUAGGGCGAGCGGAAAGGCGGUCACAUUUCCUACUCACCUGCAAACGUGAUUGAUGUGGGUGUUUGUAUCAGUGGGUGUGUAUGUCAUGCUUGACAUUCUCACGAUGUUCAGGGAUUUGCUGAGUCCACUUUCUUGGAAUUUAUGACAAUCAGUUAGUCUUUGCUCGCGCAUCACCUCGUGCGCUCCAGCCGCGCAGCGCCACAUAGCCAAAAGGUGUCCAGGUAUCACCGAGGAGAGCAGCAUCAGUAUUCUCCUCCUACACAGACUCCUGCUACAGCUGGCGCGCUCUGGACGCAUUUUCAUCUAGACGUGGUGUUUUUGCGCGGCACCUGCUUUUCACGUUUUUACUCAGAAGACUUGCCUAGCGGUAUUCCAAAACAUUCAAGUUUCUUUAAAGUCUUCAGAACCAACCAGAGACAGAGAUGGAUAACAGCCCUGAUGGAGGUGGAGGAGUCAUCCUGUAUGCAGGAUCUUCUGGCAGUUCCAGUCCAAGUCCCGGCAGCCCCUCAAGCGGGUACCAGACACAGUCCCCUUCCUCACACUCCCAGCCUUCUUCUCCAGAAGAGGUUACCUUUACUGAGAUUGGGGUCCUGAAACAGGGCAGGACAAGUGGGUCCAAUACUCCAACCUCCAAACUGGUGUUCCAGUUCCCAGAAGUCUACAGCCCCCCUACAGCAGCAGCCACUCCACAGCAGUCAUAUGCACAUCCCAUUGCAGGAAAGAGGCCCUGUGGCUUCACUGGAACUUUCACAAAAACAGGUGGAAUGGUCCUGCUUUGCAAAGUUUGUGGAGACAUUGCAUCUGGUUUCCACUAUGGAGUGCAUGCAUGUGAGGGCUGCAAGGGUUUUUUCCGCCGUAGCAUCCAGCAGAACAUCAACUACAAGAUGUGCGUGAAGAAUGAGAACUGUCUGAUCAUGCGCAUGAACCGCAACCGGUGCCAGCACUGCCGCUUCAAGAAAUGCCUCUCAGUGGGCAUGUCAAGAGAUGCUGUGCGUUUUGGUCGUAUUCCAAAAAGGGAGAAGCAGCGACUUCUUGAUGAGAUGCAAAGCUACAUGAACAGCCUGAAUGAGUCUCCUGCCAUGGACAUGGACUCCACAGCAAGGGACAGCCCCACCAGCGUGGACGAUUGCAACUCAAAAGAGGCCAUCGGGACCAUUUCCAAAGCCUACCGUGACAUCUUCAUCACCAACAGCAGCAACCAUGAGAGAUCUUCCAAUAGGGCCAACAUCACUAACAAUAACAACAACAACAACACAUCUAAUUUUUCUCAGGAUGCUAGCUUUCAUGCCUCGUCUCACCUCACUCCAGCUCAGAGUUAUCAGUCUUGUCCCAUUGCCUCUGCAGCAUCAUGCCCCGUUGCCUACAACAACAACCAGCAGGCAUUUCACAAAGUGGACAACAAUCACUAUUCCUGUUUAGUGUCAACAAAUCGGAAUCACAACCCGUCAAACGCUGCAGGUCAAAGAAUCAGCUCCAGCAAUUCUAACAGUUUGUGCAAUGCAGAAGGUGCCGACAACCAGACUUCCUGUCCGUGGAAAUUAGCACCUGGAGCAAAAGUGCUGGCCUGUCCUCUGAAUGCAUGUCCUGUAUCAGGAGCAGAACGUACAAGUCAGGAGAUCUGGGAGUCUUUCUCUCAGUGUUUCACCCCUGCUGUCAAGGAGGUAGUGGAGUUUGCCAAGGGCAUUCCUGGAUUUCAGGAGCUUAGCCAGCAAGAUCAAGUCAUGCUGCUGAAAUCUGGCACCUUCCAGGUUCUCAUGGUGCGGUUUUGCACAUUGUUCAAUGCCAAGGAGCGUACGGUGACAUUCUUGAACGGUCAGACUUACCCCCUGUCCACCUUGCGGGUCUUGGGAAUGGGAUCUCUGCUGGAUGCAAUGUUUGAAUUUAGUGAGAAGUUGGGCUCAUUGGGGCUGGAGCCUGAUGAGAUGGCCCUCUUCAUGGCUGUGGUGCUGGUAUCUGCAGAUCGUUCAGGCAUCUCAGACAUGCAAGCUGUGGAGCAGCUCCAGGAAGGUCUCAUCCGCGCCCUUCGCUCUCUGAUCAGUCGCCGUCGUCCAGACGACUCCGCCCUCUUCCCCAAACUCCUUCUGCGUCUGCCCGACCUGCGAACCCUCAAUAAUAUGCAUUCUGACAAACUGUUGGCCUUUCGUAUUGACCCCUAGGGAAGGGUCAGAGUUAGGGUUAGGAAAACGAACCACACACACACACACACACACACACACACACACACACACACACACACACACACAUGUUUAUUUAUUUCCAAGGGCAGGACUUCCUUUUCCUUUGAGGAACAAGGGAUUGUGCAAUAAGAAGAAUGUAUUUGGAAAGGAAAAAUGUGGACAAAGAGCAUAUUUCAGACUCAUUGUUAAUAUCAGUUUAAUGUUGUAAGACAAAAACAUUCACAUACAAAAUAAUGUACAUACAUUAUUCUCAUAUCUCUAAAGGUAUUGCUCCAGAGAAUAGAAGUCGAUAGUUAAACCAGAAUUAGGUAGAACUUCUACUGCCAUUUCUGACAGAACUUUAGUUCAGUUUCUGAUUAUAUCUGAUUUAAUUAAGACUAAAGUUCCAUUCAGGUCAUCAUUAGGCUGCAGCUGAAGGAUUGUUGUAGGUGAAAGCAGUUUUUAAAUUGACUACUGGUGAUAACUGACUCCAUAGGUUUGUACUCAGUAGAAAGGGAAUCUGUAUAUAAUGUAGUGGAACCUGAAACAUUUAAGGCAGUUUUGAAUUUCACAAACCAACCAUCUGUAUUGGCACAGGAAUGAGACCAAUAUUUUAAUGUGUUAUUUGUGCACAAUUAUGUGUUUUCUUUCACAAAUCCACACACUUACCAACUCAACCAUCUUCCUGCAACCACCUGGUUAUAAACAGAAUGAUCACAAGUUGGUGGUAUUUUCUAUUUUUAUUUAACAAAAUAUAUUGUCUGUAUCUCUGUAUUGUAUCACACAUGGACUGAUGGGGAGGAGAUCCCUGAACAAUAGACUUUUAAGCUCCUUUGUUUAUUUUUUCUCACUGUAAAUAUUCUGUUACCCUAAUGUGUUUGUAAGAUUUGCUGAAGAGAUUUAAUGAAUCGGGCACAUUGUAUGAGCUUUGAUGUGAAGAAGAAUGUAUUUACCUUCCUGUACUUUGCAGGGGUCUGGCUAUGCCGAGAGAGUGCUGCACAGGAGCGUGAUUAGCAGGGAUUUACAGAUGGCUUGGGUACACUUCCUACUAUUAUAUAAUGUUUCCUACCAGCAUAGUCCCUGAUAUCACCAGCACUAAACCCUCAUGCCCCUUUUUGGCCCCCACCCCCCAAUGUUUGUCAUACAAACAAAAGUGAUAUUUUUGGGUGAGAGAUCUCAUUUGAUUGGUCCUCUCACUGCUAUCUUGUUUGAUUAUGGCUGAUUGAGCACAUCUUGUACAUUUGUAAAUGUUUUUUGUCCUGAAUAGAAAUGAUAUAAAGUUUGAAUUAUGUUUUAGUCUGUUUUUGUGUCCUCAUUUAAUUUGUAUUAAAACAAAAUGUUUAAAAUAUGAUUAGUUAGUUCUACGUGACUUUUGGAAGUAAACUGAACUGAUUGCGAACAUUGGCAUUUAGAUGAAGGUGCCAUGAUAAAUAAAAGGUUUCACGCCUAGUCUUAAAAGUAGACAAGGUGUCUGUCUGAUGGAUUAAAGCUGGUUCCACAUGAGAGGAGCCUGAUGACUAAAAGGUCUGCCUCCCAUUUAACUUUUAGAUAAUCUGGAAACCACCAGUGAGCCUGACGUCUGCAGUGAGGUGCUCCGUUAGAAAAAUGUGGAAUAUUCAGAUCACUGAUGUGCAACACAUUCUCACACCCGAAGGGUCAAAAAAUGAAGCUGGGUGACCAAGCGUUUGUUUCCAACGAGUUGGGAGUCCCAAAGCAUCAGGAGGCGACGCGCAGUGCCAGAGCGUUCUUCACUGACGCCACGCUGUACAUUUAACCUCUAACCUCUGGCUAUUUAACCUUCCCCUCACCCACAUCCUAACCUUAACCCAGUUUCUCAUUCCAAACUUCCUGUUAACUAUGUUGGAGAGGGGCGUUACAACUAGAAUCAAAGUUUUGCAUGCACAAGAGGGUUAAGGUUAGGAUGGCGGUAUGGGGCAGGUUAAAUAGCAAGAGGGUAAAGGUCACAUUUCGGUGAAAUCUCCGCUUUACCGUGGCAGUCGGAAAACAACGCUCUGGCACAGUGCGUUGUCUAGCAACGCAAUGGGGCUCCCAACUCAUCGGAAACAAACUUUUGGUCACUCAGCAUCAUUUCUCGACGCUUCAGUUGUGAGAAUGUGCUGCGAUGAUGGAGACUGAUUAUUAAAAGCUUCGUAUGUGAGAUGGAGGAUCUUUAAAUCCAUUGUGAAUUUAACAAGCAGCCAAUGUAGGGAAACUAAAACAGAAGAGAUUUGAUCUCUGUAAUUUUCAUCAGAACUCUAGCUGCAGCAUUGUGGAUUAGCUGAGGACAUUUAACUACAUAUUUAUAAAUGUAUACUUCUCUGUGCAAUAGGACUGAACUCAUUAAGGUUCAAAUUCUUUGCAACGUGUGUAAAACAGCAUCUACUAAGUUUAUCAUAAUUCUUGCAUAACUAUUUUUGUAUUUCCCUGCAGUCAGUGUGCUGCAUAAUGUCAAGUCAAGGAUGUCUCGGGAAAACAUAAAACUUGAAUUUGAUAAUGUCCUGCAUUUAAAAAUAUCAUGCAUAGUAUUUCAAAUAAAGUAUUUUUUAAAGAGAAACCAUCCUAAAAUAAAAUACUGAUGAUGAAAGAAACUGCACAAAUGCUGCUAAAGUCAAUUUAGG